AUGGCCAAGUCUCCUGAGGUGUUUAAUUUCAAAAUUCUCGUUAUUGGAGAGUCAAGUGUCGGGAAAAGUAGCUUAAUGACGCGCUUUGUUGAUGAAACAUUUCAAGCUACAUUUAUUCCGACAAUUGGUGUUGAUUUUAAAGUACGAACGAUCAUGAUCGAUAACUAUCAAUGCAAAGUUCAAAUUUGGGAUACAGCUGGCCAAGAACGGUUUCGUGUAAUUACAACAACGUACUAUCGAGAUGCAGCUGGUGUGAUAGUUGUCUAUGACGUUACCAAUCACGAAACAUUCUCACGUGUUUGUCGUUGGCUUGAUGAAAUCAAGAAAUAUUGUGAUGAUAACAUCAUCAAAGUACUUGUUGGGAAUAAAGCCGAUGUCAUUUCAGUGGAGGAUAGUCCUGUGCAAAAAGUUGUCUCCACCGAACAAGCGCAACAGUAUGCUCAGGAGAUGAAUAUUCCAUUUUUUGAAACUUCGGCAAAGGACAACAAGAAUGUUGAUAUUCUUUUCCAUACAAUAGCACGUUUAGCAUUAGAUCAACGUUUGCAAGCUCGACAGAAAUCUCAAUUAUUACAACGACAAGAUCUGACUAAUGGAAUAGGAUCAUCUCAAGGAAUUCGUCUGAAAGGAUCGAAGAAGAAAACGAGUGCGAAUUGCUGUAAAUAG
Messenger RNA from Adineta ricciae, 663 nucleotides. NCBI's taxonomy places the organism in Eukaryota, Metazoa, Rotifera, Eurotatoria, Adinetida, Adinetidae. The record is from the annotation of a GenBank genome assembly.